GGAAGACAGAAUUUUAGUUCAAGCCUGGAGGGCGAGGAGUAGUCGAAGAAGAGUUAGCUAGGAGGACGAAGUUUUAUUCCAAGCCAGGAGGACGAGGAAGAGAGAAGUAGCGACUGCACGGCGAAAGGUGCGAACAACAUGAAUAACAACAUGAAUAAUGGGAAUGGGAACAACAAUAACGACAAUUUCAAUGGUGGGUACGGGGGGAGAGGUGGGAUGACGUAUUAUGAGUGUGGGAAGACUGGCCAUAUGGCUCGGGAUUGUUGGUCGAAACGAGGAAGAUCGGGCCAGCAAGAUGAUGAGGUGCAUGUGUUUGUGAGGGAUCUGAUGGAAGAAAAGAAGGAGGAAAAAAGGAAACGGGCGGAGGAGGAGCAGAAGGGAAGAGAAAAAGAAAAGGAAAGGAAGAGGGAGCUAGAUAUAGCAAGAAGGACUGAAGAGAUGAAAUUGCAGCUGCAAGCGGACAUCGAAGACAAGUGGCGGAGGCAACAGGAAGAGAUGGCGAAAAAGGACCGAGAGAGAAAUUUACAAACGGAGACUGUGAAGAACGGAAGCCCGAAAGUGUCACUGCGAACUAGGACGAUAUCCAAGGCAAAGUCGAAGAGGCCGGUACGGAGAAGACAUGCUAAGAAGAGAUCGAGCAAACAAAGCACUGACUCGUCCACGUCGUCGGACUCGGAGAUUAGCGAUUCAGCAUCGAGUGACUCUAGCGAAGAUUCCGAGGAGGAGUUGUUGAGAAUGGUAAGACUUCUACGAGAAGAAAAGAGAAGAGUUAAGUCGAAGAGAAAACAGGCACGAGGAAGACCUGUGAGAAAGGCACCGGCAAGGACGUGCGAGAAAGGGGAGUGUUCGAAGAAGUCGACAUCCACGUUGACGCAGAGACUGGAUGCGGAGGAUGAGCCAAGAACGCCACUCACCAGAGGAGAUGGGAGGCAGGAGGUUGUCUUUACGUCAGGCCUAACCUGGGCGGAUAGGUGGAGGAAUGUAAAGACACAGUUCGGGAUGUCGGAGGUCAAGAUCGGGGGUCGUUCAAUGCUUCUGAGGCAAGCGAAGAAGUUGUGCGAGGUUGGAGGGGAAGUUUCUUUCGUGAAGAUCCGCAAGACGUCAACUAUGACGGAGCGGUACAGACACGAGCUACUGAGUCUACUCAAGCAUCCUAGGCGAGUGACGACACUGCCAAGAUCUCCAACAAAGAAGGUGGUAGGCUUUUACAGAGUCGCAGGUUUCUUCAGAAAAAAAGAGACAAAGGAAAGGCUGAAGAUCAAGAUUGACCGUGUUCUGAAGAGGAAGACAGGUGUUAGCAUACGUCGAAGAGUGACAGUUAAGUACCCUUUUGAUGCGUCCGUACUGCAGUCAAAGGUUAGGAGGAAGACUGAGGUGACGAUAGACGAGAAACUCCUAGAUGUAGUUGUAGCCACGUUCGUCAAGAAGAAGGUGAGACUGGUGUGCACGAAGAACCGGUCGGUAGCAAGUAUCGUACAUAACUAUAGGAGCUUCGCUCACACACUUUCGGUCGUAUGUCCAUGUGAGCGUUUUCAGGUGAAAAAACACGAGGGGCACGUGCUGAGAAGACUAAUUGAUAUUGAGGAGACACCAUUUUUUGUGCGAAAUUCCAAGAAUGUAACGAAGACGGACAAACAAAAUAGCAGGGAAGACAUUUUGCAGGGCAUCAGCACAGCAACGGCUUAUCUUGGAAAGUGUACGCGCGAACUGGAUGUAGCAACCUGCUUCCAAGAAAUUGGGGACAGGAGUGCAGCUUGGACAGAGAGGCAAGUGAGAGACAGGGCAUUACAGUAUGAAGGGCUGGUCCUGGCUCCAGUGGACAGAAAUCCCGGAGAUACGGCGCUGAUCUGUCCGAUCCUUUACAAGCACGCCUUCGGAAAAACCUUCACAUGGAACCCAGACUAUGAGACUGUGGCCGCAUCAGAGACAGAGGUCCUGGCUACGAGUAAACGGGACUAUGAGGAGACCGAUCUUAGUGAGCUGGGUAAAUGGAAGAAGGAUGGGAGUCUGGGAAAGGCGUACGUGUUACCAAAGGACAAAGACCUACAGCGUUGGAGACCGAUUGCGCCAGCAUGAGGGGAUCGGGCAGUAAUGGCACAG
Messenger RNA from Chara braunii, 2100 nucleotides. NCBI's taxonomy places the organism in Eukaryota, Viridiplantae, Streptophyta, Charophyceae, Charales, Characeae. The record is from the annotation of a GenBank genome assembly.